This is a messenger RNA of Nymphaea colorata (pocket water lily), 1413 nucleotides long. Its product is annotated as deaminated glutathione amidase, chloroplastic/cytosolic. Bases 166 to 1119 code for a protein of 317 amino acids. Lineage: Eukaryota; Viridiplantae; Streptophyta; Magnoliopsida; Nymphaeales; Nymphaeaceae. The record is from RefSeq and is a predicted model, not a curated record. Gene Ontology annotation, molecular function: hydrolase activity, acting on carbon-nitrogen (but not peptide) bonds, in linear amides. The transcript has 9 exons.
AUCGAGGAAAGAACGGGAAAGAUAAAAGGAGGAGAAAUGAGAGGGAUAAAAAGGGAAAUGAAAGAGGAUACGAUAGACUGUGAAAGAGAAUUGAGAGAGAAACAGGUAUUUCCCCAUCCUCCAGCAAUGGCGGCUGGCUAUCCCCCGUCCGUUAUCUAGGGGUUUAUGGCUCUCUGUUUGCCUCAGCGGGUGCUGCCAUCUCGCGUUCUCCGUCCAAUCGCUUGCCGUUUCGUCUCCGGUGCGGCACCCCCGGCUCCAACCCCCGUCAUCAUGGCUGCUCCUCUCAAGGUCGCCGCGGUCCAGAUGACGUCUGUGAACGACCUCUCUGCCAACUUCUCUAUCUGCAGUCAGCUUGUAAAGGAGGCGGCCACUGCUGGAGUGAAGAUGCUGUGUUUCCCCGAAAACUUCUCCUUUGUAGGUGCAAGAGAUGGAGAGAGCCUGGAGGUAGCUCAGUCUCUUGACGGGCCCGUCAUGCAAGGUUACCAGUCACUUGCUCGGGAGUUCAAUAUUUGGUUAUCUCUCGGAGGCUUUCAGGAGAAAGGAGCAGAUGAUAAACAUUUGUAUAACACACAUGUGUUGAUUGAUGAAUCUGGACACAUCAGAAAUACUUACAGGAAGAUACAUUUGUUUGAUGUUGAUGUUCCUGGUGGCAUGGUAUACAAAGAGAGCAAUUUCACAGUUGCAGGGAAUGAUCUUGUUGUAGCUGACAGUCCUGUUGGGCGCUUGGGUCUAACUGUAUGCUAUGAUUUAAGGUUUCCUGAUCUUUACCAGCAACUGCGGUUUCAACAUAAUGCACAAGUGUUAUUGGUGCCUUCAGCCUUUACAAAGGUAACUGGAGAAGCACAUUGGGAGAUUCUUCUUCGUGCUCGUGCAAUUGAGACUCAGUGUUAUGUAAUUGCUCCCACGCAAACUGGAAAACACACUGAAAAAAGGGAAAGCUAUGGUGAUGCCUUAAUUAUUGACCCAUGGGGUACCAUUGUUGGUCGCCUGCCAGACCGAUUAAUGACUGGGUUGGCUAUAGCGGAGAUUGAUUUGUCACUUGUGGAUUCAGUGCGAAUGAGAAUGCCACUGUCUGAGCAUCGCAGACCACAAAUCUACCGGAACGCAUCCUGCAUAUGAAGGGCUUGAACAGUUAUUAGUUGGAUACCAAUGCUGUGGCUGCGGCACUAGUGGUUCCCAUUCCUGUAAAUCAAUCUGCUUGUAAGUUGUAACACCCAACAUGUAGGAUGAACACGAAAGGGUGGAAAUUUCUGUGAUGGGAAUCAGCUGCUGAAGCAAUAUCUGGAGGAAGCAACGGCAAUUUAAUUUACAUUUAUAAUAAACAUGAAGAUUGUAAGACUACCGGUUCAUCUUUUCUGAGUGACGGAAUUGAAAAUAAAUUAAAAAAAUUAAUAAUUGAAGAUUUCCUUUUCA